GCUGUGGCGCUCAUUCAGCAGACGCUUUUUUAACCUACAAAAAAGUGUAUUGUUUUUUCGUGGGAAAUAGUGAAAAAUUGUGAAAUUCUGUGCUAAAAGAGUGAAAAUUCCCCUAGAAAAUAGUCAUGGAUUUCCUGGAGAUGAAUGAUAUUCAGGCGGAAAUCAAAGGAUGCCUGACUCCCGGCCGCUUGAAGAUGACGGAUCAGAAUAUUGUCUUUAAGAAUAGCAAAACUGGAAAAGUUGAGCAGGUGAAUGCGGCUGACAUGGAUUUUGUGAACUUUCAGAGAUUCGUAGGGACGUACGGGAUAAGGAUUUUCAUGAAGAACGGCACCCUCCAUCGAUUCACGGGCUUCAAGGAGAGCGACCAGGAGAAGAUUGCCAAUUUCUUCAAGACAAACUACGGCAAGGACAUGCUGGAGAAGGAGUUGUCGGUUAAGGGAUGGAAUUGGGGGACAGUUCACUUCAAUGGUUCCGUCCUGAGCUUCGAUGUGGAGAGCAAGACGAGCUUUGAGAUCCCACUGAAUCUCGUGUCGCAAUGCAACACAGGGAAGAAUGAGGUGACACUGGAAUUUCAUCAGAAUGACGAUGCUCCAGUGAGUUUGAUGGAGAUGCGCUAUCACAUUCCCACGACGGAAUCCAGUGAAAUAGACCCCGUGGACGCCUUCUACCAGAAUGUCAUCAACAAGGCGUCCGUAAUUUCCGUUUCCGGGGAUGCAAUUGCCAUCUUCCGGGAGAUUCACUGCCUCACACCACGUGGUCGGUACGAUAUAAAGAUCUUCCAGACAUUUUUCCAACUUCACGGAAAGACGUUCGACUACAAAAUUCCCAUGUCCACCGUACUGAGGCUCUUCCUGCUACCGCACAAGGAUAACCGGCAAAUGUUCUUUGUUCUCUCCUUGGAUCCGCCAAUCAAGCAAGGUCAAACAAGAUACCACUACCUUGUGCUUCUCUUCCAAAUGGAGGAAGAAACAAACAUCGAGCUGCCCUUCUCGGAGGAAGACCUCAAAACAAAGUACGAGAAUAAGCUCACAAAGGAUCUAUCAGGGCCUGUGUACGAAGUCAUGGGGAAGAUAAUGAAGGUGCUAAUUAAUCGCAAACUCACCGGUCCCGGAACAUUUGUUGGGCAUUCCGGUACGCCUGCCAUUAGUUGCUCCUUCAAGGCUGCUGCGGGGUACCUCUACCCCCUUGAGCGUGGCUUUAUCUACGUCCACAAGCCCCCAAUUCACAUUCGCUUCGAGGAAAUCUCUUCGGUUAACUUUGCCCGAAGCGGUGGAUCAACGAGAAGCUUUGACUUUGAGAUUGAACUCAAAUCCGGCACUCAGCAUACAUUCAGCAGUAUUGAGAAGGAGGAAUACAACAAACUCUUUGAAUUUAUUGUCGCCAAGAAGAUCCAUGUGAAGAACACCGGGAAGAAUGAUAAGAACACGUACAAGGAUGACUUUAGUGAUUCGGACAAUGAGAAUGAACCCGAUGCCUACUUGGCGCGGGUUAAGGCUGAAGCUCAGGAACGUGAUGAGGGUGAAGAUGAUGAUUUGUCCGAUGAGGAGUCCACGGAUGAGGAUUUCAAUCCCGUUGAACCGGAAUCAGAUGUUGCUGAAGAGUAUGACAGCAAUGCAGCGUCGGAUUCGUCUGAUUCGGAAGCAGGAUCUGAUGCAAGUGGGGAGAAGGAGAAGGAGAAGAAGAAAAAGAAGAAGGAGAAGGAGAAGAAGCGCGAGAAGAAACCAAGUAGCUCGUCGUCAAAGUCGAAGAAGAAGAAGGAGAGGGAUGAUGGAAAGCCCAAGAGAGCUGCCACGGCUUUCAUGUUGUGGCUCAAUGAGAAUCGUGAGAAGAUCAAGAAGGAUAAUCCGGGAAUAACGGUGACGGAGAUUGCCAAGAAAGGUGGUGAGAUGUGGAAGGAAUUGAAGGAUAAAUCGAUUUGGGAAGAGAAGGCCAACAAGGACAAGGAGAGGUACAAUGAGGCAAUGAAGAGCUACAAAGCCGAAGGGGGAUCCAAGAAGAAGGAGAGCAGCAGCAGCAAUGGAACAAAACGCAAGAAGGAUGCAUCGCCCAAGAAGAGCACCAGCAUGAGUGGAAGUGGCUUCAAGAGUAAGGAGUACAUCUCAGAAGAGGAUUCCACGAGUGAAUCUGAGUCGGAGAAGAAGAAAAAGCCCAAAAAGGACAAGAAGGAGGAGAAGGAGGCAUCGUCGGACAAUGAGAGUUCUGCCGCAGAGGAGAGUGAUUGAAUUCCCACGAAAUUUCUUUAAAAUUCUUAACUUAAGUUUUCUCUUUCAUUGUAUUCUGAAAUCUCAAUAAAAAGGAAAUUUUCUUUGAUAGAAA
Molecule: messenger RNA, 2316 nt
Organism: Lutzomyia longipalpis
Lineage: Eukaryota; Metazoa; Arthropoda; Insecta; Diptera; Psychodidae
Gene: Ssrp
Product: FACT complex subunit Ssrp1
Exons: 4
Coding region: 126-2222 (698 amino acids)
Cellular component (GO): nucleus; FACT complex
Molecular function (GO): DNA binding; histone binding; nucleosome binding
Source: RefSeq, a predicted model, not a curated record